Striga asiatica is the source of this 519-nucleotide messenger RNA. The record is from the annotation of a GenBank genome assembly. Lineage: Eukaryota; Viridiplantae; Streptophyta; Magnoliopsida; Lamiales; Orobanchaceae.
AUGGCCCGCCAAGAUCGCAAGUAUCGCCAACGCCUCGUCCGCCAUCCCGCCGCCCGGAUCCCUCAAAAAGCCCAUCAACGGGCCCACGACCCCGGCCCUGACGGCCCGCGCCUUGUUCCCACCAUAUAUGCAAAGGUUGAAUAUAGCCGUGGCCGCGUCUUUUCUCCCCCUCGGAGUCCCCGUCCGGAGGAGGUCGACGAGAGCGGCCACGGCCCCGGCGGCCCCUAUGGCCACCUUGUUCUCGUCGGCGGCCGAGAGGCUGAAGAGGGCGGCGGCGGCGUUCUCGCGGGCCUCCGGGCUACCGGAGCGGAGGACGGCGACAAUAUCCGGGAUGGCGCCGGAGUUGACGAUUGCGCCCUUGUUGGCGUCGUUGAUGGAGAGGUUGAGGAGGGCGGUGACGGCGUGUUCUUGGGCGCGGGGGUCGGGGGAGGAGAGGAGGUCGGCGAGGAGGGGGAUGGCGCCGGCGGAGGCGAGGCGGAUGCGUUCCAUGAUUAUUCGUUCAAAACUAUUUUUGCCUAA